AUGCCUCACCCACAUUACUCACCUUCAGAGAACCCUGGGGUAGGACUACAUGCACAUCCCCUGUCGUCACCAAUGACGGGGAGGCGGCAGUCUGCCGGAUUCGAGCGUGAGCUGCAACUAGAGCCGGACGGCGAGUACACACACCCCACCGACCGCACGCGUGCAUCUUCGCCUACCUACCCACACGUGGAUGCCCUCGCGUCGUUCUCGCGCCCACGCGAGCUCUUCACGAUCGCGUCGGAGGUCCUCGGCGUUGCGGAGCGCCUUUCUGACGGCGCACAGCGCGCGUACUGGGCGGGCUGGGCGGACUCGGUGUUUACACAAAUGAAGAUGGAGGCAGAGCUGGACGCGUGGCGCGCGCCGCUGACUGCUGCUCGGGGACGUGCGUGGCUUGUCAUUGGAAGCGCGCCGGUGGAAGAGAUUGAGAAGGCUCUGGAACGCGGUGAGGAGGGCGUCCUGGGCAGCAAGGAGGCCGAGGAGGCACGGGAGGGCCUGACCGUCGCAGUGGGCUUUCUAGAGAGGGCGAAGGGCGCGGCGGGGAGGGGUACCGAGCAGCAAGCAGAGCCGAGGGAGGGCGGGGAGGCGGAGGAUGUGUCGCCGUUGCUGGCCGAGGCGUUGUUCACAUUGGCGAAUCUAACGGCGGACGAGAACAAGCGUGAGGAGCUGUAUUCGCGCGCACAAGCUGAAGGUGGAGAUCGACUGGCCCUGCUCGACCUCGGUGAAGAUGUAAAUUUAGAAGAAUCUCGCGAUGACGCAAUGGACGAAAGCUAA
Messenger RNA from Fibroporia radiculosa, 771 nucleotides. RefSeq lists its product as uncharacterized. The transcript has a single exon. The record is from RefSeq and is a predicted model, not a curated record. Lineage: Eukaryota; Fungi; Basidiomycota; Agaricomycetes; Polyporales; Fibroporiaceae. Bases 1 to 771 code for a protein of 256 amino acids.